UCCGCCCGGGCCCCGCUCCUCGGCGCGCGUCUCUGGCCUUCUCCGUGACGCAAUUCUGGCGCGCCUACUCGGUUUCGCUGGUCGCGUGGCAGUGACGCAACAGCGGCGGGAGCCCUGUUUUGGGGGCAGGCUGGUGGGUGGGGGCGGGCUGAGCUUACGGACCCUGUCUGGCCGCCGGCCUGCACCCCGUCCUCGGACAGCGCCCUUCCCCGCCCGGACGGCCGUCCUCUGGGGCCCCGAGAGAGCGGGCAAAGCCAGGCGCGCACGUCGUUUCGCGGGCCGGGCUCUGAGCCCUGAGGGAGGGCUACGGCGUCGGAGAAGCGCAGGCGGCUGCGCCCGCGGGCCGGGGGCCGCAGCCUCAAGACUGAAAGCCGGGGGCUGAGCCGCCCGGAGGCCCGCGCGCAGCCCGGCGGCUGCUGAGAAGGGCUGGGCAUGGCCAGCAUCACCCAGCUGUUCGGUGACCUGUGCGAGGCUCUCCUGCCCGCUGCGAAGCCUCGCUUGGGCCAGCGCGGCGUGAGCCGGAGGAGGGCCAAGCAGAGCCUCAAAAGGGUGGCCUACAAUGCUCUUUUCACAAAUCUUUUCCAAGAUGAGACUCAUAAGCAGCAGCCAGAUCUCUCAAAACUCCCGGUGAAAAACAAGAUCCUCAUGCUGUCCUUCGACCUGAGAGUGGGUGGCCUUGGCCCCGAGGCUGACCGUUUGGAGGAGCUUGUGGAGGAGCUCGAAGCAGCCCCUCGCUGUCCCCUUGCGGAGGUGGAGUCUGUUUUGGACCUCCUGGUUCAGCUGGCAGGGAGUGGCCCCCCUCGAGUACUGCCGCGAAAGCGGGACUACUUCUUCAACAACAAGCAUGUUGGAAGAAACGUCCCUUACAGCGGCUACGACUGCUAUGACCUGAGUGUAUUUGAGAUGGAUGUUCAAUCUCUGAUCUCCAGAGAGGAGUAUUUAUGUCAGGACAUGAUCCAGAAAGCGCUUCAAGUGAUGGAGUCGGCGCCAGGCACCAGCUUGCCCACUAUUGGGCUCUUCUCAUAUGGUGACCCUUGUGGUGACAGGUUUGAGAGAGACACCCGGGUCUCGCUCUUCGGUGCCCUUGUGCACAGCCGCACGUACGACAUGGAUGUCCGACUGGACCUGCCCCCGGUGCCGGACAGUGCAGACCUCUCUGGACUGGCUAUUAAGGUUCCUCAGAGUGUGGAUCAGUCGGAAGAUGAAGGGUUCCAGUCAGCAUCCAAUUUGACACCUGAUUCCCAGUCUGAAGCAGGCAUGACUCCGGAUGUCGACCCAUGGGAUGCUGUGCUUACCUAUGAGGCCAGCAAGAAGAGGUGCUGGGAACAGGUUGGACGCCCCCCUGGCCACAGAGAUGAGCCCUACCUCACCGAGGCAGGAAGGGACGCCUUCGACAAAUUCUGGAGGCUCCGCCAAGGGGAGCUGCAGGUGCUGGGCGGGGAACUCCUGCAGGCCCCACAGCCUGUCCUGGUGAAGGAGCACGAGCUGGUGAAGGACGCUCUCAAUGUCCUGAUUGGUGUCGUGUCUGCCACGUUUUCCCUCUGCCAGCCAGCUCAGGCCUUUGUGGUGAAGCAGGGUGUCCAUGUAUCAGGAGCGUCCCCCGAGAGCAUCAGCAGCCUCCUCUCAGAGGUGGCCGAGUGUGGGACCCACUAUGCACGCCUGAGCCACUUCUCUCUGCAGCCUGUGCUGGACUCCUCGUGCAGCAAGGGACUCGUGUUCCAGCCCCCUCGCCUGCAGGCCUUCACCAGCGGCCUCAGGAGGUACCUACAGUACUACAGGGCUUGCGUCCUCUCCACUGCGCCCACGCUGAGCCUCCUCACCAUUGGCUUUCUCUUCAAGAAACUGGGCCGCCAGCUCAGGUACCUGGCUGAGCUCUGUGGUGUCGGCACUGCCCUCCCGGGCUCUGGCGGGGAGCCCAGGCCUGCGUUCCCCACUGGGGUGAAGCUGCUCUCCUACCUCUACCAGGAGGCCCUGGAUAACUGCAGCAACGAGCAUUACCCGGUGCUGCUGGCCCUGCUGAAGACCAGCUGCGAGCCCUACACACGGUUCAUCCAUGACUGGGUGUACAGCGGAGUCUUCAGAGACGUUUAUGGCGAGUUCAUGAUCCAGGUGAACCAUGAGUACCUGGGCUGCAGAGAUAAGUUGUACUGGACCCACGGCUAUGUGCUCAUUUCCAAAGAGGUGGAAGACUGUGUCCCUGUGUUUCUGAAGCACAUUGCCCACGACGUGUAUGUCUGCGGGAAAACCAUCAACUUGCUGAAGCUCUGCUGCCCCCGGCAUUACCUCUGCUGGUCUGACGUCCCCGUGCCUCGGAUCUCGGUCAUUUUUUCCCUUGAGGAGUUGAAGGGGAUCGAGAAGGACUGUGCCAUCUACGUGGGGCGGAUGGAGCGGGUGGCACGCCACAGCUGUAUCAGCAAAGAGGAGAAGGAAUUACAAAUGGAAAUUGCAAAACAAGAAUUAUUCGUCCAUGCCCGGGAGGCGGCAUCCAGGGUCCUGGGAGCGCUGAGCGAUCGGCAGAUGUCGGAACGGAUGGCUGUGGACGCCCAGAAGCGAGAGCAGUUUCAGAGGCUGAAAGAGCAGUCUGUGAAGGACCAGGAGCAGCGCCAGGCAGCCAGGCAGGAGCUGGAGGACGACUUCAGCUACGCCCGCGAGCUCCGGGACCGCGAGAAGAGGCUGCAGGCCCUGCAGGAGCAGCUGGAGAGGAAAGCCAGGCAAGCACUGGUUGACCAUUACAGCAAGUUGUCUGCAGAAGCCGCUCGUCGAGAGCAAAAGGCAUCAUGGAAGAUCCAGAGGCACAGACUGUCAAGUGCACGGCUUCGUUUUCUCUUAGAUGAUCAGAAACACACACAGGGCCUGCUGAAGGACGUGCCCGAUGGGGAGUCCCCAGAGCCGUUAGCCAAUGCCUCGGGUGCAGGCUCCCAGGCCUUGUUUCCAGGCGCUGAACACCCAGAAGGCAGCAGCUGUGACUUGGGGCAUGCAGAGCAGCUCCCGGCUGCCCAGGGUAGCCUGCGCAUGCCUACGUCACAGCCCCUUGGGUCUCCAGCCCCAGGUGCCUGCGGCGUGGGUCCAGGGCAGGCGGAGGGGCCUGGGCCGUUCUCUGCAGGCCUCCGCAUCCAGGAUUUCCUGCCCACAGACAAGUGGGCUGAGCACUCUUCACACGCCAGCAGGGCCCCUGUCCUGGAGGAGGCGCUUUGGACCAUCGGCUCAGACCUGCCACCCUUGGCUGUGCCUGCAGCAGCAGGCACAGGGCCAUCUGGGCCACAAGAGUAUGAUUUCAGAACCAUUCUGAGGCCGGUUGUAGCUGCCUUGGCUUCCCCAGGGUCCCUCCAGAUUGUAGGAGGUGAUUUGGGCAGCGAGGAGCAGCAGCUGUGGAGGGACACUCAUAUGCAGCUGGACACACGUGUCUCAGACAGGCAGGUGACUCUGCCCUCCCCGCAGUACCCCCAAGACAACUCCCCCCAGCAGUGGAGCAGCCAGGCCAUGGGGCAGCUCCCUGGGCACGUGUCAGAGGGUGAUGUUCCCACAGGGGGUUAUGCUUCCAGAAUAGCCCCCUGUCAGCCACAGGGGAAUGUCCACAGACAUGUGUCUGAUGCCAGCAUCAGGGUUGGGGAGAACGUGUGGGAUGUGCCCCCCUCCCGGCCACGGUGGAAUGUCCACGGACACGUGUCUGAUGCCAGCAUCAGGGUUGGGGAGAACGUGUGGGAUGUGGCCCCCUCCCGGCCACGGUGGAAUGUCCACGGACAUGUAUCUCAGUCCCACGUGACGCUGGGGGCACCCCCAGGGGAAGUGCUACCUGACGCGCCCAGGCCCCAGCAGAGUCCCGCUGACCGUGCAUCCCAGUCAGGCCUCAGCCUGGGAGCCCAGAGCCCUGGCCAGGAUCAGGAGCCGCGGCCACCUCAGGAGGCCACUUCAGGCAGCUGCCUGCCUCAGGAGGCCAGCUCCAGCCGUGGGGAGGGUGACCUCCAGGCCUGCCUGUCUGCUGUGGCUGCACUGGGGUCUCUGGCAGAUGGCACACCAGAGGAGCCAGGGAGGAGUGGGGACACUGAGGACCUCUCUCCAAGCCACCCUCCAAGCCCGCAGGAAGGUGUGGCGAGCAGCCCCGGCCUUGGGGAGGCGGCAGUGGCGGCCCAGCGCUGCGACCGGGAGCAGGCCUACCUGGCAGGUCUGGCGGGGCAGUACCGCUUGGAGCCAUACCCGGACAGCUACGAGGCUAUGUCGGAGCCUCCCAUUGCCCACCUUCUGCACCACGGGCUUCCCCGAGCCUUCCCGCUGCCUGAGGAUCCCCGGGUUCAGUCGGAUGCAGACGAGACCGCGGUGCAGCUGAGCGAGCUGCUGCCCCUGGCUGUGCUCAUGAAGCACUCGGUCACCGCCCCGCUGGCCGCCCACGUCUCCUUGGUGAACAAGGCUGCCGUGGACUACUUCUUCGUGGAGCUGCACCUGGACGCGCACUUCGAGGCGCUGCGGCACUUCCUGCUGAUGGAGGACGGGGAGUUCGCCCAGUCCCUCAGCGACCUGCUGUUCGAGAAGCUGGGGGCGGGGCAGACGCCCGGGGAGCUCCUCACCCCGCUGGUGCUCAACUCCGUGCUGAGCAAGGCCCUGCAGCACAGCCUGCACGGCGACAGCCCGCACGCCGCCAACCUCUCCUUCGCCCUCAAGUUCCUGCCAGAGGCCUUCGCCCCCAACGCCCCCGAUGUACUGAGCUGCCUGGAGCUCAGGUACAAGGUGGACUGGCCCCUCAACGUCGUGGUCACCGACAGCAGCCUGAGCAGGUACAGCGGCAUCUUCUCCUUCCUGCUGCAGCUGAAGCUCAUGAUGUGGACGCUCAAGGAUGUCUGCUUCCACCUCAAGCGCACAGCACUGUUGAGCCACGCGGACGGCUCCGUGCAGUUCCGCCAGCUGCAGCUGUUCAAGCACGAGAUGCAGCACUUCGUGAAGGUCAUCCAGGGCUACAUUGCCAACCAGAUACUGCAUGUCACCUGGUGUGAGUUCCGGGCCAGGCUGGCCGUGGUGGGCGACCUUGAGGAGGUGCGGCGUGCCCAUGCCGAGUAUCUGCACAAGGCUGUCUUCAGGGGCCUGCUGACGGAGCGGGCGGCACCCGUCAUGAACGUCAUCCGCAGCCUCUUCAGUCUGGUCCUCAAGUUCCGCAGCCAGCUCAUUUCCCGGCCCUGGGGCCCACUUGGCCCCCGGGGCACUGAGCACCCCAACUUUGCCCUCAUGCAGCAGUCGUACAGCACCUUCAAGUACUACUCCCACUUCCUCUUCAAAGUGGUGACCAAGCUGGUGAACAGGGGCUACCAGCCCCACCUGGAGGACUUCCUGCUGCGCAUCAACUUCAACAACUACUACCAGGAUGCCUGAGGGGCCGCGUGCAGCCGGGCUCUGCAAUCACACCCAAGCCCCACCCCUCCGGCAUCUGUGCAGCCACCUCGUUGGGAGACUGUGGUGCAGGCAGUCGGCUGACCCCAGCUGUGGCUGGCCUCACCUGUACUCCUGGAGCCAGUGGGCCCAGUGGGCCCUGUUACUGCUCAGCAGCGCAUCUGGACUCAGCUGCUCCAGUCGCGACUGCUGCUCCACACGCUCCAGCUCCUUGGUAAGGUUGGCCCGGGUGCCAAUGAGUGCCAGGAGCCGCGGGUUCGACUGUGCCAGCAUCAGCAUCAUUGAGAGCUGCCUGUGCCGAGGGACCAUAGGAGGUGUGUCCAUGAGGCCACGACGUCCCCACGGCCGGCAGCGGGCAGCGUUCUGGGAAGGACCACCAGGCGUCUGGAAUGACACCCAUCUCAGCCUGGAGCUGGAGGCAAUGUCCUUGGUGGCUCUACAGCCCCACCAGGGGGCGGGCCCAGAACCAGCAGAUGACAUGGGCGUGGACACCUCACCACCCUUGUUCUGUGGCAGCCCAUCCACACGACAGGGCAGACGCCACAAGCUGACAGGCAGGCAGUCCUGUUGAGCGGGUAGGGACCUCCCCAGAAGGGCACUAUCAGUUCCUCCCAUGUGACGUAGGCCUGGGUUCUUCCCCACUUCCAGAUGGGCCCGGGGACCUGAACAGCCCCCAGCACCCCUUCCCCAAUGACACUGGCUCUGCGUCCAGCUGGUCUUUCCAUCUCCUGGGGGCCAUCAGCCCAUCCCUUGUACGUCACAUUAAGUUCCUACCUGACCAAGA
Manis pentadactyla (Chinese pangolin) is the source of this 6160-nucleotide messenger RNA. RefSeq names its product tubulin gamma complex component 6 (gene TUBGCP6). Gene Ontology annotation, biological process: meiotic cell cycle; cytoplasmic microtubule organization; microtubule nucleation. Gene Ontology annotation, cellular component: spindle pole; centrosome; gamma-tubulin complex. The record is from RefSeq and is a predicted model, not a curated record. Gene Ontology annotation, molecular function: microtubule minus-end binding; gamma-tubulin binding. The transcript is spliced from 26 exons. Lineage: Eukaryota; Metazoa; Chordata; Mammalia; Pholidota; Manidae. The coding region runs from base 433 to 5358 and encodes 1641 amino acids.